Molecule: messenger RNA, 7437 nt
Organism: Hippoglossus stenolepis (Pacific halibut)
Lineage: Eukaryota; Metazoa; Chordata; Actinopteri; Pleuronectiformes; Pleuronectidae
Product: serine/threonine-protein kinase DCLK2
Exons: 16
Coding region: 955-3120 (721 amino acids)
Biological process (GO): protein phosphorylation; intracellular signal transduction
Cellular component (GO): microtubule cytoskeleton
Molecular function (GO): ATP binding; protein kinase activity
Source: RefSeq, a predicted model, not a curated record
UCUCUGCAGCAGCGGCCAUGCUUCUCUCCUCCUUCUGUCUCCUCCGUGUGUCCCGCUCCUCCUCCGGUUCAUCCCGCCUGCAGCCGCUGCUUCCCCGCAUCCCGGCCUAGAGGAGCCGGCUCGGCUCGCUGGGAGCGGCUCGGUCCGCCUGGAGCCGCCUGAUCCUCGGGAACAGACCGGAACAGGCACCGGGGGAAGAGGAGAAAGCCUCCAUAGCAACAAACCGGUUUCACAGCAUUAUUGUGAUGGAGGGAUGCUAAGGAACCGGACUGCACCUCUGCAGGACUGCUGGGACUCGACAUGCUCGUACAAGGUCCUUACGCCAAUGCACCGGGCUUGAAGGCAGAACAGUGAGGUCAUAGGAAGGUCACUCCGACGGCUCGACCACAUCACAAAGAAGAGUUCACCUCUGUUGGGAAAACUGUGGAGUUCAUGGACCAGGACAAAUUCUGUAUGAUGUGUCCAUCUCCAGCCAUCAAAGUAUAGAAGAGGCCUUUAGCUAGAUGUUGAACACUUUCCUGAUCAAUCAUCGGACAUUUGUGGAUUAGUACAUCGAAGAAGUACUGAAGUAGUGAAUUCUACGAUUAUUUUAAGGCAGAAGGGUCCAACGUGUUGUGUUUGUAGCAUAAGUUGAAGUUGGAGUAGCCCAACACUGGAUUUACAACAGGAUUACCUGAUCUAGAUCUGGGAUUUUAUCGGGAUUACAGAGACUUCAAUCAAUUAAAACUACGACCAGGACCAGCACCAGGAAACCACAAAGCACACUAAGGUACUGGCUUUGUACUGGUUCUUCAGGCGGGUCAUCUGGACUCUGAGCUAAAGAAGUAAUUCCUGCUUGAACAAGCAAGACACCUGACUACGAGGAUAAAAGUCACGUUUACUAUUGUUGGACGAUGAAUCUUAUGUAGCCGGAAAUCCACGGGACGUUUCAACGCUACUGACACAUUAUUCACGAUGUCUCUGAGCAAGACCCUCGAGCUGGAGCACUUUGAGGAACGAGACAAGGUUCGCCGGGGACGCUCCACCCGGGCCAAGAGAGAUGACUCUACAAACAGCGCUGGUGGUGGGGGAUCUGGCCCCAGCUCCAGGGGCAGCAGCCUGGUUCCUAGCCCUGCCCACAGCGCCAACUGCAGCUAUUACCGGACCCGAACCCUGCAGGCGCUCACCUCGGAGAAAAGGGCCAAAAAGGUCAGGUUCUACCGCAACGGAGACCGGUACUUUAAGGGUCUGGUGUACGCCGUUUCCAGCGAUCGGUUUCGCUCCUACGACGCACUGUUGAUGGAGCUGACGCGCUCAUUGGCGGAUAACCUGCAUUUGCCACAAGGGGUGCGCACAAUCUACACUAUGGACGGCAGCAAAAAGAUCACCAGUAUGGACGAGCUGGUGGAAGGUGAGUGCUACAUUUGUGCCUCCAAUGAGCCGUACCGUAAGGUCGACUACAACAAGAUCUCCGUCCCCAGCUGGAAGCCCGGAGCCGGGGCCGGCGCGGCCAGCUCGACCCGGUCUGCCACGGUGUCCACUGGUGUGUCAGCGAGCGCCGCCGUCGCCACCGUCCCCAGAGAGCGCCCUGAGGGUCGAGAGGGCAGGGAGAGCAAAGACUUCAUCAAGCCCAAGCUGGUGACGGUGAUCCGCAGCGGCGUGAAGCCCCGCAAGGCGGUGAGGGUCCUGCUGAACAAGAAGACAGCGCACUCCUUCGAACAAGUGCUGGCCGACAUCACCGAGGCCAUCAAGCUGGACUCUGGUGCCGUGAAGAGGUUGUACACGCUGGACGGAAAACAGCUGACCUGUCUGCAGGAUUUCUUCGGAGAUGACGACGUGUUCAUGGCGUGCGGCCCGGAGAAGUUCCGUUACGCUCAGGACGACUUUGUGCUCACACACACCACCAAGACGCAGACGUUUGUUAAUGAAUGCCGAGUCAAAGCACCUCGCCCUGCUGCUCCUCAGAAACCUACAACUCCCAAGACUCCCAGCAGCUCCGGGUUCUCCACGUCCAGGACCAGAACCAAGUCUCCUGGUCCAGGUCCAGCCAAUGAGCCCUCAGGGAAGUCAUCCAGGUCCAGCCCCUCCCCCACCAGCCCCGGGACUCAACGCAGCCUCAAGAUCUCUCCUCGUCGAUCCUCCUCCACUGACGUCAACGGAGAGUCCGAGCAGCCGGAGGACGCCACUGUCGAGGUUAACGGGAAUCGAACGGUUUCUUCCUCCAACAUCAACGAUAAAUACAAAGUCGGGAAAGUGAUCGGAGAUGGAAACUUCGCUGUGGUGAAGGAGUGUGUGGAGAGGUCGACGGGAAAGGAAUACGCCCUGAAGAUCAUCGACAAGGCUCGAUGCUGUGGGAAGGAGCACCUGAUAGAGAACGAGGUGGCGGUCCUGCGGAGGGUUCGACAUCCGAGCAUCAUCCAGUUAAUCGAGGUGGACGAAACGCCGUCUCAGCUGUUCCUCGUCAUGGAGCUCGUCAAGGGCGGCGACCUGUUCGACGCCAUCACCUCCUCCACUAAGUACAGCGAGCGAGACUCGAGCGCCAUGGUCUUCAACCUGGCCGGAGCCGUCAAGUACCUGCACCGCAUGAACAUCGUCCACCGCGACAUCAAGCCUGAGAACCUGCUGGUGUGUGAGUAUCCAGACGGCACCAAGUCCCUGAAGUUGGGGGAUUUUGGUUUGGCGACGGUCUUGGAGGGGCCGCUGUACACCGUCUGCGGGACGCCAACGUACGUCGCCCCGGAGAUCAUCGCAGAGACCGGUUAUGGUCUCAAAGUCGACAUCUGGGCGGCUGGAGUCAUCACCUACAUCCUGUUGUGUGGAUUCCCUCCAUUCCGGAGUGAGAAUAACGUGCAGGAGGAGCUGUUCGAUCAGAUCCUCAGAGGGAAGCUGGAGUUUCCAUCUCCGGACUGGGACACCAUCAGUCUGCCUGCGAAGAUGCUGAUUAGUCAGAUGCUGCAGGUGAACGUCGACACUCGUUUCACUGCAGAGGAAGUUUUAUUACACUGCUGGGUGACGGACGAAGCUCCCGUCGACUCCAACGCUGUGAGCAGCACUGAAGACCAGACCAGUGGAGACGCACUGGAACCAGAGCAGGAAUUACCAAUUCUGGAAUCCAAACAAGUUCCUUCACCUAUGGUCUAAAACUCACCUCUUGAAAGUUCACCUCCUUGUUUUCCUCAGUGAAAAAAACACAAAAUGUCCGGAUCAAUUUUUCUGGAAACUAAAUUACUCUUCCAGAAUUCCAUCAUUCGAUCUUGGCCUUUUGAUCAACUGGGAACCAAAGGAGUUCCCUCAACACUGCUCUUGAACAUAGGAAUUAGCUCCCUCAAAUCAGUCUCAUAUGUUCCCUCAUCGUAUUUUAUCUUCUGGAAACCAAACAAGGUCCCACACUGGUGAUCUACAUCUAUUUCCAUUUCAUGUACUAGAAAUUAGCUCCCUCAAAUCUGGUCUAGAACACGUCUUUCCAAAGAAAACCCCACCUGCUCAGUCUAGCAGAUCUAUUUCAUCCACUGGAAACCAAACCAGUUCCCUGAAAUCUGGUCUAGAAUUGGUCGUGAUCCAUGAAACCAAAAAACAUUCCUUCGUUCCUGGUGUAAACACCCUCUGAUCAGCUGUAGAAGAGCAAUAUCUCUUUCCUUUUCAUAUACUCGAAAUGAGCUCCCUAAAAUUAGGUCUAGAACUCUGGAAACUAAGCAGGUUCCCACAUCCUUCUGGUCUAGAAGCAGUCCUAUCUCACCCACUGGACCAGAACCACCAACAACUAUGCUCUAGGACACGUCCUCGGUCAUUUACUUGAGACCAAACGAGCUCCUUCACCCACAUCUAAGAACGUUUUUUCCACUUUCUUGAUUUACUGGAAACCAAAAGUGUUCCCCAACCUCCAGUCUAGAAUUGAUUUCAAAAAACCAAAAGGAUUUCCAUCUUACUUGCUGGACUGCUCAACUGGAAACAGGUUCUUUAGUAUUAUAUCCAAUUAAUCAAUUGGAGACUUUCCUCAGCUCUGAUGUAGAACAGCAUUUAAUCUACCGAAGACUUUACGAAGUCACGUCUCUGCUGCUGUACUGGAAAGUAUUUACAUCGUCGUGGAUAAGCUCCAUUCAACCUCGACCCAACGUCCACUUUGCUCUGUAACAGGAGUCUCCCACUGCUGCUCGAAGGACAGACACCACAUCACCACUGGAACAGCGUGAAGGUGCUACUGGACCGUUCCACCACCCGGUGUCUCAUGGGACUGAUAUACACCAGUGUUUCAUUUACAGAGCUCUCCCUGUGGUUUAGGGAUCUUGUUCUCCGUAGUCCCUGCCUCUCGGUGACCCGGAUGUCUUCCAUUUAUUCUGGGAAACGUCCCGUUCCUCCUGCCUUGACCCUCCUGCUCUCCUUCCGCUGGCCUGAAGGACGUUUCUCAUUUCUUCUACUUGGUCCCCACCAGUCCAGGAAGAAAUUCAAGUACUGUGCCUGUUUACGCGGCUGAUGAAUUCCUCCUAACAUCCGAAAUGCUCUUUCUUCCACAGGUCCUCAGAAACUAGCACUGUACUGAUACACAAGGCUCAUUGUUUUCAAAUAUACAUUUUGGUGUUUGGUUUACACAAACAGCAAAUAGUGGGAUAAGAAAAUAUAUAUUUUGUUCUAAUGUUCUAAACUAUCAGCACCAGUAAAACUUUACUACUUAACACAUUAUAAAACAUUUGCUCCUUUUCCAGGAAAUCAAACAGCAUGUUACCGCUUUAGAGGUAGAAGGAUUUUAACUAUUCCUCACAACAAAUUUAAAAUCUGCCCAAAUUACUUUUCUAUGGAAGAUUAUUUGGGCCAAAUAUAAAUAAAAAUACGGGGGGAAAAAAGAUGUUUCAAAAUGUCUCUAAACUGGAAUUAUGGUCGAUUUCAAGAUUUUUUGGAAUCUGAAUCUUUUUAUGAAAAAUAUUUGAGUGGACAGAUUAAUUGUAUGGAAAAUAAAAACUCAAAACAAUGGAGACUUCUCUACACAACUCCCGACCCACCGUCCCUCGCCGGUUCCUCAGGCUUCGUAUUGUGUCUAAAAUUAACGCAACGACUCACAAACCCCUGAAAUUUAUUCCAACGACCUUCUGAGGUUGCGAUCCUUCGUACGACUGAGCUAAAGGGAACGUUCCAGUCCAGACCUCCAGUUCACGGAGGAUGAAAUAUGUUGUAAAUGUUGUAAAUAUCACUCGUCUGUUGGUGUCUGUCUGUGUGAGUCAGUCGUGAAGUAGGGAAAUAGUAGCAGUUUGAAAAAAAAAUCAAAAAACAAGUUUUAAAAGAAAUAAUCUAAGACGCGAUGUGUCAGCACCCUGAAAAAAACCUUGUUUUCCCAGACACCGUAUAUUUAGUGAUUUUCCACAUUGAACCUGAGACAUUUUCACACAGUAAAAUGUAUUUUAAUAGUUAGUUAUUGAUUCAAAUAAAAAAAAGUUACAGACAGAACAAAAGAUUCAAGGUUUCUGACGGGUGUUGACGAACUGUGAUGAAAGAGUUUUUUACCUGAAAGUUGAGUUUGGUCAGAGCGACGGAUUCUCUCUCUUUACACGGUGACAUCGUGGGUCAUCCACCAAUCAUAUCGCUCCAUCAUUCAUGCCGUCUGUUGAUGUUACUGGUCAGUGCGGAUGAAGGAAAGGUGUGUGUGUGUGUGUGUGUGUAAAUAAGUGUGAGUGUGUAUUUGAUUUGUAAUGUUUGAACUUGAAAGGAUCACUAUGUGCAUUUUGUGUGUGUGUUUGCAUUAAUGAAGAGAGGGGGGGGGGGGUCAUUUAAAAAACAAAAACUUGAAACAAAGUGUCAGUCGUCGUGUGGAUCAAUGACCUGAUGCUGUGACCUCACCGUGACCUUUCCAUGGCCUUUACCUUUUCGUCGGAGCCCCUGAUUGAGAGUUUGGGGGAAACGAGCGUCCAGGACGAGGGCGACUGGAGGAAAACAAAGGACUGAAUGGACUCGGUCGCUUUAAACACAUAAAAAAAAAACAUUACAACAUUAAGCAACUAAUCUUUAAGUUUCUAACGGGGGAAGUUUUUAACACGAUGACGCUCAGUUCCCUCGUUGUGGAGCGACCUCUGACCCUCGCCUCGAACUGCAGCUCGAAUUCCGAUCAGUGGCUCGGCCUUUGACCUUCUAUGCCUGCUAUGAACCCAGUAGUCUUAAUUCUUUUCUCUUUGCUUUAAACCAAACCGAACGGAGCCUUGUGUCGACUCUGUCGCGUUGCAGCCACACCUGGGUCGUCGAGCACGUGUCAACGCUCCGACCGCUCUCCGAUGUAAAGCUGCUCGUAUUCUGUGCAAGUUUACAUAUUACGUAAUAUUCUAACUCACACUAGAGUCAAACCCGUCUGGCUACAGUCGAAGAAGAAGCCGAAGUUUGUUUCACAUUGCGAACAAGAGAGAAAACGUGUUGCCUUGACCAAAUGUGCCAUCCUGUGUUGAAACAAAAAAAAAGACGGAAGAAGACGUGUCGUCACUUCUCUCUGGUGUGUCGGGCGUGAUGGGAGGAGUCUGGCCUCCAUGUCGCUGGGUCCUGGUUUCACUUUGUCUUGACACUUCAUGCACUGAGGGAAGAAGAAGGUGCCGAGUUUGGGUGAAAUCGACUGAUGGCUCAUUGUUGCCCCCUGUCCACUGCAGGAUGAAUUACACACAACAAAGCUGACUCGGUCUGAGUUUGCGACGCGUUAGUUCAUUUGUGUUUUCGUUCAUGUUGAGGAAGCAUCUUGUUGGUUUUGAGCAAAUCUACGAAACCCUGAAGAGAACCAGGUUCGGUUCGGUCGACUGUGACCGAGGAGAUUUCAGUGAUUUGACCCAGGGUGGCUGUAGCUGUGAGGCCCUUUGUGUGUGUGUUUUUAAAUCAAAUGCAAUGUGUGUGUGCGCGUGUGUGUGUGUUAUCAUUUCACAUCAUGCCUCAUUUUAGACAGAAACUUUUUUUAUAAAGUGCAGUAGCAGAACUAGAUUAAUGAACCAAACGGGGCUGGUUUUCCUAGAAGGAGUCCGAGGUUGAUCUUCAGGAUUUAUGCUGAAUUAUUUCACAACAGGUUUUAAAACCCAACCCUCUGAACUUAUCUAAUUUGAAAGACAAUCAUUUCCUUGUAAUGACCAGAAGGUUCACGUAAACCUUCAACCUGGCAGAUAGAAAUCUGAAUAAAGAAUCUUUCAACAUUUGCUGUAAUCGCCCGUAAGAGAUUUCUGUUAAACUAAUCAAAGACUCAGUUUGCAGUCAAAGUGUUUUUCUUCCUGUGGGACGCUUUUAGGAAAACUAGUCCCGGCUCAAAGUGGAAGGAGACGUGAGAAUUUUGAAGACAUGUUGUAGACAUGUUUUGAUGAUCUGUAAUGUCGAUGUGUGUUGAUAUGAAACCUGUAUGUUUGUUGGGAUCGGGGACGUUUGGAGGAAACACGAACCCCGAUUUGUAUCAAGGAAAGAUUAAUUGGACUGUGAAAAUAAAACUGAUGCGGUGGCAUCACGUGAACCCGU